This is a messenger RNA of Apaloderma vittatum (bar-tailed trogon), 1090 nucleotides long. RefSeq names its product DAZ interacting zinc finger protein 1-like (gene DZIP1L). Gene Ontology annotation, biological process: cilium assembly. The transcript has 7 exons. Gene Ontology annotation, cellular component: ciliary basal body; cytoplasm. Lineage: Eukaryota; Metazoa; Chordata; Aves; Trogoniformes; Trogonidae. The record is from RefSeq and is a predicted model, not a curated record. The annotation marks the transcript as partial.
CUCCCAAGAUGAAGGACCACAGGAUGGGGACCAAGUGGCCAAAAUCACUCCCACUACAAAAGAAGGUCAAGUUGGUUACCAGCUGAGGAACCUGAGUAUAUAUCUCACAGUCCUGAGGGAACUGGCUGAUGUAGUUGCCAAGCCACUCUCCAUGAUACUUGAAAAAUCGUGGCAGUCAGUGCUCUGUAAUAUCUUCAUCGAUGACACAGACAGUGUGAUCAAGUGCACCCUCAGCAAGUUUGCAGAUGACACUAAGCUGAGUGCUGCAGUCGACACUCCAGAGCGACAGGAUGUCCUCCAGAGGGACCUGGAUGAGCUGGAGAAGUUGGCCCAUCCCUUUUCUGCAGGCUUUUACCACCCACUGCACCAGCUUGCACCCGGGGCUGCAGGGAUGCUGGGGGCAUUCCCAGGGCUCACCAUCCCGGUGGACAUCCACCCCUUCCACUUCCAGCGCCGCCACAUCGGCAUUGACUGGCAUCGCCUCAGUGCCAUCGACGUGGAGCGGGUGGCCCGGGAGGUGGAUGUUGCUGCGCUCCAGGAGCACAUCACCAGCAUCGCCUUCUGCAACCUGGCUGCCCACACCAAGCUGGCUGACAUCCAGCAGCAGGCAGCAGAGCAGGCGGCACAGCUCCAGGGGGCAAAGAAGGAGAGCAGGAGGUGGAAGAAGUUGAUUGCCAUGCAGCAGCUCCUGCAAGCUGGCCCCAAUGCCUACUGCAAGUGCCACCUCUGUGAUAAAGCCUUCAUGAACGACUCCUUCCUGCAAGCCCAUGUGCAGCGCCGUCACGCAGAGGCCACCAAGGCAGAAAGGCAGAAGAUGAAGCAGGAGGAUGAGGUGGAGGAGCUGAAGGCAAAACUGCAGGAAAUGCAGCAGCAGCUGGAAGCAGAAAGAGAAGCACAGAGGGAAGCACAGAAGCUGCACACGGAGCAGGAGGCAGAGAGAGCACGCCAGCAAGAAGAGGAGAGCAGGAGAGAUUUGGAAAGGUGGAAAGAGGAGGAGAGGAUGAAGCUGCAUGAAGAGAUAGAUGGCCUGAGGCAGCUCUUCCUUGCAACAUUCAAGGAUGUGGCCAGCAGGAGCAGUGCCAUGGAGAGG